Messenger RNA from Capsicum annuum, 492 nucleotides. RefSeq names its product 1-aminocyclopropane-1-carboxylate oxidase homolog 3-like. Lineage: Eukaryota; Viridiplantae; Streptophyta; Magnoliopsida; Solanales; Solanaceae. The record is from RefSeq and is a predicted model, not a curated record. The transcript has 2 exons. The coding region runs from base 1 to 492 and encodes 163 amino acids.
AUGAAAUUAGGAGACACUCUAUUUGAACUACUAUCUGAGGCUAUUGGUCUUGAACCAAACCACCUCAAGGAUAUGGGUUGUUCCGAGGGGCUUAUGGCGUUAGGCCAUUAUUAUCCAGUAUGCCCACAACCCGAACUUACUCUAGGAACCCAUAAGAAUGCUGAAAAUGACUUCCUCAUCGUGCUUCUCCAAGACAACAGAGGCGGACCUACAUUGAGUGUAGGGGGUGUACGUGCACCCCUUAUUUCAAAUGACAAGUUCAAAAGUGUUGAUCAUAGAGUAUUGGCAAAUAAGGUUGGUCCAAGGGUAUCGUUAGCAUGCUUCUUUAUGACAAAUUUUGUGUCAAGACAAAGGCGAUAUGGACCGAUCAAGGACCUGGUAUCAGAACACAAUCCUCCAAAGUACAGGGAAACGACGAUUAAGGAGUUCACAACUUAUUUCAAUAACAAAGGGCUAAAUGGCACUUACACACUGUUGCAUUUUAGACUUUAG